This is a messenger RNA of Saprolegnia diclina VS20, 2494 nucleotides long. RefSeq lists its product as hypothetical. The transcript has 7 exons. Bases 25 to 2424 code for a protein of 799 amino acids. Gene Ontology annotation, cellular component: nucleus. Lineage: Eukaryota; Oomycota; Saprolegniomycetes; Saprolegniales; Saprolegniaceae. Gene Ontology annotation, molecular function: RNA binding; pseudouridine synthase activity. Gene Ontology annotation, biological process: pseudouridine synthesis. The record is from RefSeq and is a predicted model, not a curated record.
GUGAUCUAUUUGGGCUCCGAGUGCAUGCUCGCCCGAACGGUUCUCAAGCCUGCUCGUCUCCUGCCCAGUCUUGUCCGCGCGCUGAGUACCUCGGUCGAUAGCAUGAGCAACAACAACUUCAACAACAACUCUCGAGGAGGCCGUGGCGGCGGUCGCGGUGGUCGUGGUCGUGGCCGCGGCGGUGGCUUCCGUGGCGGCCGCGGUGGAGGCCGCGGUGGCGGUCGCGGCGACGUUCCGUGGUUUCGCCAAGAAGGCUACAACGACGCGGUCGCGAGCAGCGUCGACGAGACCGAGGUCGGCAUCAAGGUGUUUGUCAACGACCUCAAGGGCUUCAAUGGCAUCGUCAAGCAGCGCUUCUCGGACUUUAUCGUGCGCGAAGUGGCCAUGAAUGGCAACGACAUUGCGCGCCUGACCGAGCUCGAGCUGCCGCCGCAAGGCAAGAAGAACCGCACCGUGCACACGCUCUUGUUUGACGCGAUGGAGCGCUACCUCGGCUUGUCGUUUGCCAAGUCGACGGCCUCCAAGCAGCACCGGUACCACGAGACGACAAGUGACCUUCCGAGCGCGUCGUCGGGCCUCGAGAGCAUCUUUGACGUGCUCUCCAAGCGCCUCGUCGAGCUCUUCGUCGCAAACCGCGAAAACGGCGCGUCGUAUGCGGCCAAGCGCCAAGCCAAGCUCUUUGUCGCCGAGGUCGCGACCGCGCUCGACGCGACCGAAGCCACGACGCUCGACGCGUUCUUGCACCAAGUGAUUGCGACGACCGAUGCGACGGCCAAGGCGGCGCUCGUGUACCACUUCCAGCCGCUCGAGAAGAAGGACGACCGGACCGCGCUCCACGGGCUCAUUCGCGAGUACGGCAAGGAGCUCGUGGUCGCCGACACGACGUCCGAGGCGGGCAAUGACGCGGCGACCGUCAUCCGCCUCCGGCCGUUCAACAAGAACGGUGCGAAGCGCAAGGACAUGGACCACCGCAACAACCGAGCGGACGCCAACUGGCCGCACAACCGCCCCGACUACGUCAAGUUUAUCAUGUACAAGAAGAACAAGGAGACGGUCGAGGCGAUGCAGCACAUGGCCAAGAUUUUGCACUUGAACGACGGCGUGUUUACGUACGCAGGCACCAAGGACAAGCGCGGCCUCACGACGCAGUGGGUCACGGCGUACAGAGUGCCGCGCGAGACCAUUGCGCGCAUCAACAACCACAAGAGCUACGGCAAAAACUACGACAUGUACGCGUUCCUUGUCGGCAACUUUAGCUACGUGAACGACCCGCUCACGCUCGGCGACCUCUACGGCAACCAGUUUGGUCUCGUGCUGCGCAACAUCCCUGAUGACGUCUCGGACGACGACAUUGCGGCCGCCGUCCACGCGUGGACCACCAUGGGUUUCGUCAACUACUUUGGCUUGCAGCGCUUUGGCACCAAGUCGAUUCCGUCCCAUACGGUCGGGCGCGCGAUGCUGCGGAAAGACUUCAAGGGCGUCGUGGACCUCAUCCUCGGGCCCAAGGACGGCGAUGCGAGCAAGAUCCGCGAGGCGCGUGUGCACUUCCAGCAGUACAAGGACGUGGACGCUGCCUUGCGCAUGUUCCCUCCCUUCCUCGUCGCGGAGAACGCAGUGCUCCAAGGGUUCUCACGCCACGGUCUCGACGCGUACGAGCGUGCGAUCCGCAACAUCCCGACCAAGCUUCGCAUGAUUUAUACGCACGCGUACCAGAGCUACAUCUGGAACGAAGCCGCGAGCUACCGUUUGAGCCACUACUCGAACACGGCGCCUGUCAUUGGUGACAUGGUGCUGCGAGGUGACGUCGAGUUGGACCCGGAAGCCGAAGUCGAAGCAAAAGAGGAGACGCAGCCGACCAAGAAGCGGCGGCGCUUUGUCGAGAGCGACAUUAUCUUUGUGACCGAAGACAACAUUGGCGAGUACGCGAUCGAAGACGUGGUGCUGCCCGUGCACGGCUACUCGACGCUCCUGCCCAAAAACACCGUCGCCGAGGUCUACACCCGCUGCGCGACGCAAGAUGGCGUGAAUUUCGAGUCGCUUCGGAAAGACCAGUCGCCCGAGUACAACCUCCCGGGCUCGUACCGCCACAUUUUGCGCAAGCCGCAACAAGUGCGCCACGAGAUCAAGCGCUACGACGACGAGACGAUCCCGCUCCUGCCGUCCGAAGUCGACGUGCUCUUGAGUCGCCCGACGGUGCCGUCGCUCCCGAACGGCAAGUUCAAGGCCAUCUGCCUCGAGUUCAUCCUCCAGUCGUCGAGCUAUGCGACGAUUGCGAUCCGAGAACUCCUCAAGCAGAGCUCGAGCAUCCACGUGCAACUGCAGCUCAACGAGCAAAAGGCCGGCAAGGCGAUCGACACGUCCAACGUUAACAAGGUCAAGUCCAUCCCGAUCGGUCGACCAGGCUUCUCGCUCGGCAAGCAAUAAGGACGUCCGCUUGUCUAUCGCUAUGCGACAUGAAAGCUCCCGAUCAAUGAACAUACCACCCUGCACUGUA